CGCGGCCCCCCCCGCCCCGGGGCUGCCCCCGCCGCGCUCGGGCUCCGCGGGCGGAUGGACCGGCGGCGGCUGCGGGAUUCUACCUGUCGCCCCUUCACCUACUUGAAAGCAGCAGCUACCCCGUCCUGCCGAGCAUGGGCAACGCCGGAGGGAGCUUCCUCCUGGAACGGCAUCUUCCUGCGGGCCCGGGCACAGCGACAAUAUCCGUGGCAUGGAGGGAUCACUCCUGUGAUCUGUCCUCUCUGUUCCGGGGAAGCUGGCUGUGCAGGGAAGCACGUAUCCCACGUGGAGAUCUGGGCUGGAAGUGGUGGGCUCUGGCAUGCAGAUUUUUAGAUGUGCCCUGAUGCCGCAGGGUCUCCUGGCUCCUGGAAAUGCAGCUCUCUUCCAGCGUGGCUGAACUCAGCUGUGACGAGACCAUGGACCCACCCGCCGAGGAUUUCCAGCAGGUCCUGUCCAUCGACCAAAUCCGCUCCAUCCGUGCCAGCAACAACUACGUGGAGAGACCGGCGGCGUGCUUCCAGCAAGCCCGCUCCAACCCCUCGCUGUCGCAGCCCUCGCACAAGCAGGAGUGGUCCCAGGACCGCCUGGCGUCUUCCACCUUCCAGGACCUGCACCGCAGCCACAGCCAGCAGCACCAGAUGCCACCUCUGCAGCCGCACCUGAGCCACUCGAGCACGGCCAGCUCGGUGUCGCAGAGCACCACGGCCUCCGAGCAGCGCCUGCUGAGCAGCUUGACGCCGUCGCACUCCGGGCACUCGCUGGUGCGGACGCAGCCCCGCGGGGCUGAGCUGAAGGCGGAGGAGUCCCCGCGGAAGGGCGCGGAGCCGCCGCCGGCGCACGGGCACCUGCUGCUGUGCGAGGCGUGCGGGCGCUGCCGCUGCCCGCGCUGCACGGCCGCCCGCAGCCUGCCCUCCUGCUGGCUCUGCAACCAGCGCUGCCUCUGCUCCGCCGAGAGCCUCCUCGACUACGGGACCUGCCUCUGCUGCGUCAAGGGGCUCUUCUACCACUGCUCCACCGACGACGAGGACACCUGCGCCGACGACCCCUGCUCCUGCGGGCCGGGCUCCUGCUGCGCCCGCUGGGCUGCCAUGAGCGUCCUGUCCCUCCUCUUGCCCUGCCUCUGCUGCUACUUUCCCACCCUGGGAUGCCUGAAACUUUGCCAGCGGGGUUAUGACGGCCUGAAACGCCCCGGCUGCCGCUGCCAGAGCCACACCAACACGGUCUGCAGAAAGAUCUCCUCGGCCAGCGGCACGCCCUUCCCCAAAACGCUGGACAAGCCGGUAUGACCCUCCCGAGGAGGAGAAGCGGGCUUUGCUCCUCUUCCUCCCCUUCCUCCUCCUCCUCUUCUUUCCUCCAUCCCCCUUCUCCCUCGGCUCCCUCUGCUCUGCAGUGCCCCUCCCUCCCCACUAUCACGUUCCAGGAUUAAGACGGGUGACCUGGGGGAUCCCCCAGGCUUUGGGAUGCCCCGGCUGGGUGGCCGGGGGAGCUGGCACUGAGCUGGGGGGUACCAGUGGUUUUGCACAUGCAGGAGAGAGACAGAAGAGGCAGAGCGAGCUGAGGGUGCCCUCCCUGGCUGUGUCCCACAGGGAAAUGUGACCCAGAGGGUCCUUGGGACUCUGCCCCCAUGGCCAGGGUACCUGAGGCCCCUCAGGGCUCUGCUCUCCGUAGUUUUAGGAGCUGUCCCACACUGUGGUCCUUAUCCGUAGGGAAGGAGAUGCAGGUCAGUGCAUCCCUGUGCUAGAGUCCCUCGGGAGCCAGACCCCUCCUCCCUCUCUUUCUCCCUCUCCUGCACUUUCUGUAGGUGGCCUUUCUCCCCUCAGGUGGCCACAGGUCCCUUUCCCCAAGGGGCUGGGGUGCCAAGGGGUCUCACCAGUGGCAGUGGCUUCCCUCCAGUCUUGGAAGCCACUGGGAGAAGCGAGCGAGCUCCAAAAUGAGGUGGCACCAUGUCUUUCUAUCUCAAAGAGGAAGAGAAGGUGUGGGAAGCUUUAGAAACCUUCUGGCAGGGGAAGGAGCUAUCGGAGGCAGCCCAGCCCACUCUCUCCUGCCCGACUGCAGCAAGGGAAAGGUCCCCUCUGGGAUUUGGCUGAGAACAAGGAGCUGCUUGGAAAUUGCCAUUCAUUUCUCCAGGCCUUGGAGGGCUGCCUGAGGUGGGAGCUGCUGCCUGGCUCCAUCCCACCACCCAGCAGAUGCCACAGGCACCAGCUCCGUGCUCGAACCCCGAUCUGGUACCUUCCACCAGCACUGAAUUCACUUUAAAAAAAUAUGGCAAAGCCAACUAUGAGCAGCCACCGCUCCAGGGACUCCCCAGCGGGGCUUCUGUCACCUUGCCUUGGGCUGAAGGACAUGGAAAGCAGGAGGGGGUGUUGAAGCUGGGGACCCCGACCUUCCCUGCCUGCCAAGUUUCCUUUGAGUCCUCACCUCGCUGAGGAGGUUCUGCCACUCGCUGACAGCCAGGGCUGGGGCUGGAGCCAGCCCUGGGGCCAGCCCUGGAGCCAGUCCUUGGGCCGGGCCAUCUGCAGAACAGACGGACACUGCAAUCCGGGUCAGGGCUCCAGGUUUCCUGCUGGGAUGAUAAUAACCCCAACUGGUUGCUGUGGCUGGGAGACUCCUGGUGGUCCUGGGCUCAGCCCCAUGUCUGUGUAGUGCCAGCUCCUGGCUGUGACCCCGCUGGCAUCAUUUGGGGGAGUUUGGAGCCGGGAUGGUGUCCUGGAGCUCGGCUCUGCCUGCCUUUCCCCUUCCCAGGUGUGUGAGCACAAGAGGAGGCAAUGGUGCUCCUGGAGGAAUAUAUGCAACACAUCCCUUGGCUUCUCCAAGACCCAGCUCCCAGGGCCCGUCCAUCACCUCCUCCCAUCUGCCUCUUUCCGUAGAGUUCUGUGGAUCUAUUUUUGUAGAUAUAAAUAUGACGUUAGUAUGGGUAGGUCUAUUACUAAUAAUAUUCAUGAUACUGCUGUGAACGGUGCCAGGUACAAGGUUUGGCUUCCUGGUGCACUUGCACAGGCUGGAAAAGAUGAUUUCCCAGUCAGUUUAUUGCUAAUCCCAGAUCCUUUGCUCCCAGGUUGUCGGGAGUGGGGGAAAUGGAGGUGUACAGAUUGUCUGAAGGUCUGCACUGCAGGGAGGGUGGAAUUCAGUGCUGGCUGAGAGGUGAGGCAGAAGUGGAAUCUCAUUGUGGGACUCCUCUUUCCAUCCAUUCACUUUCUAAAAAUCGUGGUGGAUCCAAGCUCCCUCUGUUGCAGGGAAAAGUGGUUCCAGGGAGUGAUUCAUCCCUCUUGGAAGCAUUAUUCAUUAAAUCCUCUGCUGGCUGUGCCCGGCUCCCCUGACUCAAAUGGCACCCAAACAUUGAACUCCAGGCUCCGUGGGGAAGGGGGGAUGAAUCCCAUGUCUGGUGGGAGGUUUGUGUAGGAGAAUGUUAUGGACGUGAGUGAAAUCCUCUCCCUGACUUCACCCAGAGCCCGAGGAGGGAUGUGGAAGGAUCUGUGGGUAUCUCAGGAUGAUGCUUUUGGAUGCAGAGGGAUCCCCUGGCAUCAGGAAAGGACAGAGCCCUAUCUGGGCAUGGUCCAUCCCUAAGGCCAGCCUGGACUCUGAAAUCAAUUGGAUUUUAAGGCCAUGAUCUUUUCAGAAGAUGCCCUGUAGGUGUGUGAACCCCUCUAAGAUCAUUCCUGUGGCAACAAACAUAAAAUGCAUUGCUAAUACAUUUAUCCUUAUGCCAAUAAUUGCUUGGCUCCCUACUUGCAAGCGAUGUUGUGGGGAGACACUUCCUCACAGAGUCUCCUUCCUUUGGAAGGCUCAGUUCACUCUUCUAUUGGUGCUGAUUAAACUCCUUCUUCAUAAAAACCAGAGAGCAUUUUUAGGGAGAAAAGGUCCCUUUUUCCCUGUGGGUUGGAGGAACUGUCUCCCUUGAAUGAGAAUGAGAAACAGUUCAUUGAAACUUUUUAAAGAAAACUAAUGAACAGAAUUUUCCAACUUGCUCUACUUUGAUUUUUUUUUCCUCCUCCUUUUUAAACGGAUCCCACUUGUAAAUUUAGUUACCACCUCUGUAUCUUUGCAAUUCAUUGCUUCCUCUCCUGAUGGUGGAAUGACUCAACAUGUGAAGCUUCAUCAUUUUCACGGCCUCCCAAGUCAUGCGAGCGCGGGGUGACCUCCCCCAGGUGCUGGAGCUGGGGGAUGAGGAGAAGGCUGUCCAUGGAUCAGCUCCCCAGAGCCAGCUCUGCUUGGCACAGCAGCAGCACAGUGACCUUCAGCAACUGGGGGGAGGCCAGGACUGCCAGGACCCUCCACCUAAUGGGCUUUUUCUGGGUCAGUGCAGAAGCUCUCUUCCUACCAGGGAAUGGUGCCACAGUCUGGUGAGGGCUGAGGAGCACGACCAGGGCUCUGGAAUGUCUCCUCUCCAUGAAAUGACAAAUCUGGGGGAUACAUUUCAUUAAAAACUGGACAUGUAGAAGGGGAGGGAUUUUAAAAGCUGUGGACAUGGUUUAGUGGUGGCUUACAGUGCUGGGUUAGUGUUUGGACUCAGUGGUCUUAGAGGGCUUUUCCAGCAGGAAUGAUUCCAUGGUUCUAGGAAAUGGAGAGGACAAGAGCCCCAGCUGGCACCGAGGGCUGUGGGAUCAGAGCAGGGCUUUGUUUUCACCGAGGGCAGACACAAAAGCCACAUCCAGGACCUGUGGGGGCUGGAGGAGUUCAGCUUGCUGGCCUCUGCCCUGCCCAUGGGGGCAGAUGGCUUCACCUGGAAUUCCUGCUGCCCACUCCAGCUGGGGAUCCUCAGCACAUUUCUCCUCCUUGCUCUCAGCAGUCAGGCGAGGUUGGGAAGCACCAAAAGCUGUCCAAGGAGAAGCACCCAAAGCUCUGGUUCACCAAGCUCAUCCAUGGUGGGGAAGGCUGUGGGCAGGCUCAGAUCCUUUCCUUGAGCUUUUCCCAACCUCCUCUGACCAGAUCCAUCCUGCUCCAUCCCCAGUUCGGCUUCCAGGCUGUUUGGUUUGCCCAUGGAGAGGGCCCCGGUUCUGGUUGGGGUUGGGAGCCCCUUUCCUGCCCCACCCUCCAUGAGUCAGAUCCCAUCUGCUCGGGGUGUUUGUCUGCAGCUGCCUGUCCCAGCAAUUGGGUUUUCUCUCUGUCCUGACGUGUCUUUUUUGGUUUUCUUUUGGGAGCGUCACAUGUGGAGCCCUCUGCUCUCCCACGGGGAUGGAUCUGCAUUGUGAGGGAGCGUUCCUGGGCUGUUGUCUUCCCUUUGCCAGAGAGCAUGCAGGGCUGGGGGCAGACUGGAGCAGGGAAAGAGAUUCAGGUGCCAAAGGAGCAGGAUGCAGGAGCUGCUGAGCAGGACCUGAGCUCCCCCUGCUCUGCUCCCCAUCCAGAGCCUUCUUUUCCCACCCAGGAGUCCAAAGCUCCAUCCAUGCAAGAAGCUGUGAUGUUUUUUGCUUCCUCCAAGGCUUCCCUUGGUCCCUUUUUCCCCACUGGCAAAUCAGUCCCAGCAAAGGUGGGGAGGGGUCAUGGGGAGGGGUCAGGCUGGAGUGUCCCUCCCAUCCCACCACUCCUGGUGGAAGGGCCAAAGAGGUCCUUGGCUUGCUGUCCACUCAUCCUUGAGAAACAUCAGUGCCUCAAAGAGCAGGGGGAAGCUCUUUGUGACUCACAGAUUCCCAUAAAAUCCCACUGAGUUCACUCCUGCCCAUCCCCAGGGGUGAACCCUGAUGGAGGGAGGACAAAUGCAGUUGACCAAAAGAUGCCAAAGCCUGGAAUCUGAGAUUAGCAACGGCUCUGAAGUGUGGUAGAGAGGGGUGAGCUGGGUUUGAGGGGAGCUGCUGUGGGAUUGGCACAGGAAAGGAACCCACUGUGCCCUAAACUCCUGUUCCCAGCACCACUGCUGUUGCUCUUUCCUGGGCUGUUCUGAGGCUGGAGAAAGCUGGGAGUGCUCAGACACUGGGAGGUCAAAUGUUUGUGAUAGGGAUGUGAUAAGGGCUGACCCCCACCCCAAACCUCACUCUUGGUCUUUAACGGGAUCCAGUUCAGCCUUGGCUCCUCCAAGGAACCCAUGGUGCCCAUGGGAUACUCUCUGAUCCAGUUGGCCCAAACCACCCUGAGCUGGGACCUCUUGGGCUCAGUUUGCUUUGGGUAUUUCCCCAUGAGCACCAGAAUCUCUUGCCAAGACUCCUGGAGUCACGUUGGGAGUGAAGCUGGGAUCUGUUCUCCUGCUUGGGGUGACAUUGCAGAAGUAUCUCCUGAGGACACAGUCCCGGGGCUCCUCAGAGGGGCACUGUAGGCACGAGGGGUUUUGGAUGGAUGGGAAGGGGUCACAGCCCGCCAGGGCAGCGGGAGGCUCUGGGUCCCUCUCCUGCUGUGCCCAAAGGGCUUUGUCAUGAGCAGGACUUAUCCCACCCCAGAGCUGGGCCUGGGACAGGAGGUCCCACAACCUCUGUGCCAAGGUCACCCCAAGUCCCAAGCCUGGCCCGUCCCCACCUUGCCCCUUUCCCCCUUUUCAUUGGGAUAUCUCCUGGCAGGAGCUCCUCAUCCUCCUCCUCCUCCCCCGGUGUCCUCAGCACAAAGCUCUCCUUGGAAGAUCCCCCUGGUCUCCACAGGACAGGCCCAGGAUCCCAAGGCUCCCAUCCCGGGUUUCUGGGUACAAAACCCUUCUGUACAGCCUGUAAAGAUCCCUCCCUGGCUCUCUCCAUUCCAGUUCCUUUCUUUAAGGUAUAAUAUAUGUUUAUAACCUGAUGGCUGUUUUUUUGACAAUACUCUUGUACCUUUUAAGAGGAAAAAAAGUUUAGAAACCAAAGUAUUUAUUUGAAAAGUUUAUUUUAAAGAUAAGAAAAAAAAACUAUUUAUUUUACUGCACCCUCUUCUGUUUGGUUUUCUUCUCUUGCAAAGCUGAUAACUGUUACAGAACCACUGCUGAGGUGAAAGAAGUGAUUCUAUGGGUGGCUUCACAAGCCCACUUAGAGCAACUAUUCAAUAAAAAUAUAUAUUAAUUUUGAA
Molecule: messenger RNA, 6957 nt
Organism: Pyrgilauda ruficollis (rufous-necked snowfinch)
Lineage: Eukaryota; Metazoa; Chordata; Aves; Passeriformes; Passeridae
Gene: SPRY3
Product: sprouty RTK signaling antagonist 3
Exons: 3
Coding region: 372-1286 (304 amino acids)
Biological process (GO): negative regulation of MAP kinase activity; negative regulation of fibroblast growth factor receptor signaling pathway; multicellular organism development
Cellular component (GO): membrane; cytosol
Source: RefSeq, a predicted model, not a curated record